This is a messenger RNA of Halichondria panicea, 1176 nucleotides long. Its product is annotated as beta-1,3-galactosyltransferase 6-like. Bases 99 to 1043 code for a protein of 314 amino acids. The transcript has a single exon. Gene Ontology annotation, cellular component: Golgi membrane. Gene Ontology annotation, molecular function: hexosyltransferase activity. The record is from RefSeq and is a predicted model, not a curated record. NCBI's taxonomy places the organism in Eukaryota, Metazoa, Porifera, Demospongiae, Suberitida, Halichondriidae.
UGCCAGCUCAGCACAUUUUACUAGAACAGACUGAUUGCUGACUGCAUGCUCUUAUAAAAUGAAAAGGCUAGGCCUUGGGCCUAGCGCCUACUUAUAAAAUGAGUUUGGUCAGUCAGUAUGCAGGAUGUAAAAAGUGUACAGUGUUGCUCCUAGCUUUAACCAUAUACACUGCUACUGUAUGGUACCUAGCCAAAUCGUCUUUUAAAACUCAACGUGAGCCGCUGGAUCACAAUCAAUGGAGCCAACCAACAGAUGCCACAGCUGUAUCCAAUGACUUGCCUGAAACAGCUAAUAUUCUAAAUAAUGUACUACUUGUGAUGGUCAUUUCAACACCCGAGAACAGAGCUAGGAGAGAUGUGAUUAGGAAGACUUGGAUGGGUAGCUAUGUCGAACACAAAAAGAAGUUUGCAGUCAAGUUUGUUAUAGGAACCCUUGAUCUGAAGGCUAACAAAACAGAGUUGCUGAUUUCAGAGAAUAAUACGUUUGGCGAUGUAUUACUUUUGACCGAUCACAUCGAUUCAUACAAGAACCUUACCAAGAAAGUUUUACAUACCUUUAUAUGGGUGGACAAGAACACAAACUACUCCUUUGUACUGAAACUUGACGACGACUCGUUCCCUAAAUUGGAUCGGAUUGAAUUGGAAUUGAAAAAAAGGACUAGCCAUAGACCUCUCUACUGGGGUUUGGUUGAAUCACAAGGUAAACCAAGGAAAGAAGGAAAGUGGGCGGAAACACAUUGGAAGUUGUGUGACAAAUACCUGCCGUAUGCAUUGGGAGGGGGUUAUGUAUUAUCUAAAGACCUUAUACACAGAAUUGCUAUCAAUGCUGACGGUCUUACACUCUACAACAACGAAGAUGUCUCAGUUGGAGCUUGGAUCAGUCCAUUUGACUUAGAAAGAAAAAAUGACGAACGAUUUCGUACAAAGGUAGAUAAAAAUUGGCGUCACAAACAGUGCAAGGACUAUCUUCUGGUUCAUCAUCUGUCUAUUGAAGAUACGGAGAAAACUCACAAACUAAUGAAGAGUAAAGGUGUUUUGUGUUAAUGCUUAUGUUAAUGUUCUAUUCUGCGUGUGUGUUUUUACAUGCUCGUGUAACUGAAUUGUGGCUUCAUUUUUGCUUUUUGUGGUUGUCAAGUUGUGCCAGGGACUUCUACAUGGAAUUGCUAAUUAUCACUAA